ACACACAUGGAGUCAAUAUAAAAGAUUAGCACGGAUUAUGCACCAAUUUAGUUUAAUUUCGAACUUUUAAAACAAAAGUAACGCGUAUACAGCGGAAGUGAUUACCUAAAAUGAGUACGAGUCGGUUUGUAUUACUUUUGAGCUGUGGCGCUGUCUUGCAGCUGACGGCUGCAUUUCCACAACAGGGCGUUUACCGAGAUACCCAGACCAACACAUCAGACCAUUUAAGCUCGGCACGAGAUACGAUGCUUGCUAGCACACUUGAAAUACUUGCCAAUCAGUCCAGCAAUAUUCUACACAUUUCGAAUCAUGUGAUGACGAAUUUAGUCCUAGAACUGGAAAUGACACCUGAUAGAACACCAAAAGUCAAUAAGAUCAUAAAGCGAUUUCAGAAAGCACUAAAACAUAUCGACAAUAUUAAUUUCGAUGACCAACAAGCGGAGUUGGAGAAAAUCUUUGCGGCCGUAGAUGAGGUUGGCGCAAUCUUCGAUGACAUUGAAUUAUUACCCGACGGCAAUGAUAUCAAGAUAUUAGAAAAUGCGCUCGAAAAGCUCGGUCGGAAAAGUGUGGCGGAGAAAUUCGGUAAUACUAUGGAACAAACAAUAUUGCAGCUUACAAAAACAUUCGAAGACUUUGAGAAUUCACUAAGUGAUGAGGAAAAACAAGAAGUACCUGAAAUGAUCGACUGGAUCAAACGUUUUAAGGAAUCGGAUAAUUUUGAAGAACAGCUUGGACCUUUAAUUCAAGAAUUUUUAGAUUUUUUCGAUUGAAAGUUUACAGUUAUUAUUAGUUGCUUAGUAUCAGGUUGUUCAAAAAUUUAAAGGCAACCAGUGUACCAAAUCUAAUUUAUGAUUUAUUAUUCAAUUUUAAUACAUUUAUUUCACCUUUUUUUCAACUCUAAAAAAUUGUUAAAAUUGAUGAUAAUGGAAGUUAUAUUAUGAUCGUUGAAAAGUUCUUUAAUAUAAUAAUGCAUGGAAAUAAUAAAGCAAUUUGCCAGAACCUAA
Messenger RNA from Zeugodacus cucurbitae (melon fly), 1004 nucleotides. RefSeq lists its product as uncharacterized. The transcript is spliced from 2 exons. NCBI's taxonomy places the organism in Eukaryota, Metazoa, Arthropoda, Insecta, Diptera, Tephritidae. The coding region runs from base 111 to 770 and encodes 219 amino acids. The record is from RefSeq and is a predicted model, not a curated record.